CCACAGCAGCUACUAAACAAUGCGACCGCCGCGAAUUUCGGCCUUGGCGGACGGCCUAUGACACCAUUGUCGCCGUUGCCUCCACUUCCAACCGUCCACGCAGCAGCGGAAUCCCCUGUCUCCGCUUACAUGCGAUACAUCCAGAAUUCAAUUCCUACCGCGGAUUCAAAUCCACCGCCGCCGCAAGGAUUCUCCCCACUCGGCCCUCUGGUCUCCUCCGGCUGGAACAAUUUCGCCGCACAGCAGCAAGGAACAAUGCCUCUCCCGCCAUCAUCUGCAAUGUUACAGUCCUCACAUCCGCAGUUUCCAGUGCCACCAUCAUCACCACUGCCAUUUGGAUGCUUGAACUCGCCAAUGUCCUCGCAUGGAGUGUUCCCUUCCCCGAAUCUGACGUUUUCGCCAUCAAUAGGUCAAUUAGGGUUUCCGCAGUUGCCGCUCUCGCCUACUGUUCCCGCGUCAAGCCCAAGAUGGAUCGGCGACUAGUC
Molecule: messenger RNA, 485 nt
Organism: Cucurbita pepo subsp. pepo (vegetable marrow)
Lineage: Eukaryota; Viridiplantae; Streptophyta; Magnoliopsida; Cucurbitales; Cucurbitaceae
Source: RefSeq, a predicted model, not a curated record